AUGUCGGCGCCGGUCAUAACCAUUGCUGCGUUGUGGACCGUGGGCGUCAUGACCAAGUCGCACCGGUCACCGCUUCGGGCGGGUGCCCGAAGCAUUUACGCCGGGCUCUUGGACAUCCUCUUUGUCGCGGCGCAUGUCCUCGUUGGCUACGGCACGUACGCGGGUUACGACUGGAUCACCACCGAGCUCUACCCUCUCGGGGCGACGCUGCUUACUACCCCUGUGCUGCCGCCACCGUCACUGUGCCGCACACUCUUCUCGACCCCAUCGCUCGCUGACGUUCAUGUUCUGGAUGCCCCCCGUGACGGCAUCUUUGUCAUGCGCAACGGCGCCAACGUCGGUCGCGCAAUGACGUGGGUUAGCGUCGGCGCCCCCGGGGACGACUGCGUCGCGCCCUUUGCCCGCGCCGCCGCCCACGUCCUCGGCGUCUCCGGACCUGAUGUCUUUGCACCGAUCACGCUCCACGACGACGCGGGCCACGAAAUUGCACCCCACUUUGCCAGCAUCGUGGCGACCAAGCGUGUGCAUCUGCUGCUGCACGGUGAGGUGUGGGUCUGGCCUGGUAUCGCGGUUGGACACGAGUGGACUGCCGAUGGCUACGCCAUGCGCACACUCUCGCUCUCGCCCAAGGUCAUCCUCGUGCGCGAUUUUCUCGAGGAUUCGGAAUGCAGUGCGCUUGUCAAGGGUGGACAAGACCUUCUCGGGCCGUCCCACACGGUCGACAAGGCCGCCAACCACCGCCUCGCACUGCGUACGAGCUCGACUGCAUUCAUUGGCCACGUCGCCGCGGCAAAGACCAUCAAGGCGCGCGCGACAAAGCUCGCACGGUUGCCGAGCGUGAGCUAUACCGAGGACCUCCAGCUUGUGCGGUACGGGCCAGGGCAGUGGUACAAGAAGCACACGGAUUACUUUCAACACCUCGACGUCUCAUUGCAUGCACGCGCGGGGACGUCGCUGGCACACUGGGUGCGCUGGGUCCAGGCGCAGAUCGGUCGCACGUCUUCGCUGACGACAACGCACCCGCUAUACCCGCGACUAUCGACUGCGUUCGAGCGGUCCUUUGCGCUGCUCUUGCUGCAAACGAAUGCCAUUCAAGACGAAGCAGUCGCUUCGUGGCUACGACAACAUCUGGAGCACGAGUACGUGUUGUCGUCGCUGCUGGCCGCGUGGAGUCCGACAAAUCCGCUCCUCUUUGCCCAGUGGCGUCGCGUCUGGGAAGACGCCGUUGGCAUUCCCACGCUGCAGUGGCGCGACCCGCUGCAGCUCAAAUACGUCGAGCCGAACCGACACGCGACGCUCUUCCUCUACUUGAACGACGUGGUCCAUGGCGGGGAGACGGUGUUUCCGUAUGGAAAUGCAACGUCGACGCCUCCGACGACGACGACGUCGGGCAUGCCGGAGUGCGCACGCGGCCUGUCUGUCAAGCCGACGAAGCGCACUGGCGUCCUCUUCUACAACAAGGCACCAACAGGCGAGAACGACCCGCGCAGCAUGCACGGCGGGUGCCCGCCUCACGACGGCGCGACCAAGUGGGGAAGCAACGUCUUUAUGUGGAACGUCGACGCUGCUUAUGGCAACCAAAAAUGGCGCUUUUGGUAA
Molecule: messenger RNA, 1599 nt
Organism: Saprolegnia diclina VS20
Lineage: Eukaryota; Oomycota; Saprolegniomycetes; Saprolegniales; Saprolegniaceae
Exons: 5
Coding region: 1-1599 (532 amino acids)
Biological process (GO): peptidyl-proline hydroxylation to 4-hydroxy-L-proline
Cellular component (GO): endoplasmic reticulum
Molecular function (GO): L-ascorbic acid binding; procollagen-proline 4-dioxygenase activity; iron ion binding
Source: RefSeq, a predicted model, not a curated record